Cylindrotheca closterium is the source of this 1182-nucleotide messenger RNA. Lineage: Eukaryota; Bacillariophyta; Bacillariophyceae; Bacillariales; Bacillariaceae. The record is from the annotation of a GenBank genome assembly.
AUGUUGUCCUCUCGUUUUCUAAGACCCGCUGCGGCCCGUGUCAGUGCUACACGCUUCAUGUCAAGUCAUACUUUCGACAUUUCUGGUUGUUUCGAAACCCACAACUUUGAAACUGCUCCUGCCGAGUCUGUCGAGGCCACCAAGGAUGAACUUGUCAGUAUGUUCGAAUUGAUGUACACCAUGCGUCGUAUGGAGAUUACCUGCGAUAACGAAUACAAGGCCAGAACCAUUCGUGGAUUCUGCCACUUGUACGAUGGCCAAGAAGCCGUCGCAACCGGAAUUGAAAAUGCCUUGACCCAUGAUGACUCAUGGAUCACCAGUUACCGUUGCCAUUGUGUCGCUCUGUGCCGUGGUGGAAGCGUUUCCAAGGUAGUUGGUGAACUCUUUGGAGUUGCCGAUGGAUAUUCGGGGGCCAAGGGAGGAUCCAUGCAUAUGUACAAUAAGGAACAUAACUUUUACGGUGGCGCUGGUAUUGUUGGAGCCCAAGUUCCAGUUGGUUCUGGAUUGGCAUUUGCCAACAAGUACAACCAAAAGCCUGGCGAACCCAUGAACGUUGCCAUUGCCUGUUAUGGUGAUGGUGCUGCCAACCAAGGCCAGAUCUGGGAGGCCGCCAACAUGUCCGCCUUGUGGAAGCUUCCAAUGAUCUUCUGCAUUGAAAACAACCACUAUGGUAUGGGAACUUCCAUGGAACGUCACUCCUCUAUCAACGAUUACUACAAGAUGGGAAAUGCCAUUCCUGGAUUGAGAAUCGAUGGUAUGAACGUCUUGGCCGUCAAGGAAGGUAUGCGAUUCGCCAAGGAGUACUGUGGAGCCGGAAACGGUCCCAUGUACAUUGAAAUGAUGACAUACCGUUACCACGGACACUCCAUGAGUGACCCCGGAACUACGUACCGUAACCGUGAGGAGAUUGAUUUCACGCGAUCUACCAGAGAUCCUUUGGAAUUUAUCAAGAAGUGCUUGAUGGAUGCUGAAUUCAUGACCAAGGAAGAAAUCACUGCCACUGAAAAGAGAAUCCGAAAGGAAGUCCAAGCGGAGGUCUUGGAGGCAAAGAAAUCGUCCCCACCUGGCUUGGAUCAACUCACCACCGACAUAUACGCAAAAGACUUGACUCCUGGAAACCAAGCAUACCCCGACUUUAUUCGAAUGCCCGACUUUGCUAACUCCAAGACUUUCAACAACUAA